CUUUCGGUUAAAAGCUCUCAUCUCUUUUCCGCCAAAUCGCCGCUCACUCCCAUCAAAAGCAAAAUGGAGACGACUCUGCAAAACAAAUGAAAUCAAAGUGAAAAAUAUCACUCAAGGUUGAUCUUGGUGCAUGAUCUAGCACUAGUUCGAGGAUUGAUAUGGAAGGUGUGAACGUUAAACAAGUGGGCCGUCUAUUUGAAAAUAUUAGCAGCUUUCUUCGCCAAUGUAUAUUUUCUGUGCUUUCUGUGGGUCCUGUUCCUAGUCAUAUUGCUUUCAUCAUGGAUGGAAACCGUAGAUAUUCUAAGAAAGAGAACUUGCCAGAUGGCGAUGGACAUAGAGCUGGAUUUUCCGCUCUUAUGAACAUGCUAAAAUAUUCUUACGAGCUUGGUGUAAAAUACGUAACUGUUUAUGCCUUCAGCAUUGAAAACUUCAAACGAAGGCCUGAAGAAGUUGAAUCCCUAAUGAAACUGAUGCAGGAAAAGAUUGAUGAAUUAAUUAAAGAGGAGAGCAUUGUAAACCGCCUCGGGAUUAGGAUAUACUUUCAAGGAAACCUAAAACUUCUGAGUGACCCUGUCAGAUCAGCAGCUGAGAGGGCUAUGGUAAAAACAGCAGGUAAUUCAAAAGCUGUAUUAUCUGUUUGUGUUGCCUACACUUCAACAGACGAGAUUGUGCAUGCUGUUCAAGAAUCUUGUGAAGAAAAAUGGGAUGAAAUUAGAAAACCAGAUGCAGAUAAUGCUGUAGGCAAUUUAAUCAGAGUCGAAGAAAAUGGGAAGUACAAAAAUGAGCAUCGUAUUGGUGUGACAGAUAUUGACAGACAUAUGUACAUGGCAGUUGUUCCUGAUCCAGACAUUAUUAUACGGACUUCUGGAGAAAAUCGGUUAAGCAACUUUCUUUUGUGGCAGAGUGCACAUUGUCUUAUUUAUUCUCCGACUGCUCUAUGGCCUGAGAUAGGUUUGAGGCAUUUAAUUUGGGUAGUUUUAGACUUCCAGAGAAACUACUUGUAUUUGAAGGAGAAGAAGAAGCAGGCAUGAAUUAAAAGUAAAAGCUCUUUAGCAACUUUUAAUCAUGCUGUGGUUUUGUGUUGCAGCUCCAUUUGUUUAAUGCAGUUUUCCUCUAGCAAAUAUUUAAGCCUGGGUUACGACUGCUCAUUAGUGUUCUUUCCCUUUAGAUAUCUAGUAAGUUGUCAGUUGGUGGUAGAAAAAUCAAACGUGUGGUGAAAGGCUGAUGGCUAUAUGGGAUACACCUUGAUAGCAAUCAGUGGAUGCAGUUUGAGCAGUGAGGUCUAGGCUUGCAAAUUGUUGUAUCAAUGAGAAGUUUAUUAUCAUGAAUCAAUUGUUUUACCCA
Messenger RNA from Lycium ferocissimum, 1344 nucleotides. Its product is annotated as dehydrodolichyl diphosphate synthase CPT3. Bases 159 to 1031 code for a protein of 290 amino acids. The record is from RefSeq and is a predicted model, not a curated record. Gene Ontology annotation, biological process: polyprenol biosynthetic process. Gene Ontology annotation, cellular component: endoplasmic reticulum. The transcript has 3 exons. NCBI's taxonomy places the organism in Eukaryota, Viridiplantae, Streptophyta, Magnoliopsida, Solanales, Solanaceae.